Molecule: messenger RNA, 1953 nt
Organism: Gilbertella persicaria
Lineage: Eukaryota; Fungi; Mucoromycota; Mucoromycetes; Mucorales; Choanephoraceae
Exons: 6
Coding region: 160-1866 (568 amino acids)
Source: RefSeq, a predicted model, not a curated record
UAUCAUCUGUUUGAACAGUUUCUGUGCCAUGUUGUCUGCUUGUGGGUAAGUAGGAUGCUGAACCAUGUUGAUGACUGAACCUAUCUUAGUUACCAUGGAUUGGAUCAGUUGGAUUCAGUCUCCCAUUUGGUUCGAUUUCAGUAUCUGAUUGAACACCGCAUGAGUGUGCGUAUUAAUGAUGAUGAAACCAAGGACAAUGCUACCACAGAUGAUCUGUCGAUUGUGGCUACCCUGAUGUGCGAAUUCAUGGCAGCCACUUGUCAGUUUGUUCAGUUUGGGUACGAUUAUUACAAGUUUGUGUGUGGUAUGGAUGAACAGCAUAAAUCACAAGAGAAAUCAUGCUUGAUUCCUGUCUGUUCAUUUCAGCCAAAUUCACCUGAAGUCAUGACAGGUCAAAAACGUGUGACAACAGAAGAGCGUACGACUUUGGAUUUCUCGAAUGACAACCAGCCUGAAAAGCGACCGAGAUUAGAAGAACAAGACAGAGGACAAGGACUGGACUCGUAUUGUAUUCGAGGCGUAGAUGAAGCAUUACAAGUCUUGAGUCAAGCAGCUGAUUGUCUUCGUCAUGUGGUUGAAUUAUGGCAAUGGGCUUCUACGACCAUUUCACAAAAAUCACUGGUGGAUCAUUUAGGAGGAUGGGAACAAGAAUUAUGCCGUGUGAUUGAUGGUUAUCGAUUACCGUUUGAUAUGCAUAAUGCAGUCCUACUUGUUCGAAGUGAUUUGGCUUUAUCUUCUCCUUCUAUACCUGGUAAUUUAGCAAAAGCACUUGAGUUAUCACAGACUAUCUGUGAUCGUAUUGAAGUACAACGUCGACAAGAAAAGACAGACAAACCUUCUGCUGAGAUGGACAUUCCAUUCAUGUUUGCUUUCCGUGUCUUAUACAAUAUUGGUGUGAUCUAUUUACUGGUAGGCAGUCUUCAGCAAUCCACAUUGGAAAUUGCUAUCAUUUUAUCUGUGUUUCCUAUUCCUAAUGGAUUGGACGAAAAGGAUUUCGUGAUGGAUGAAGCUGAUUGUUGUACAGUAGCCAAUGUGUUUGAUGGAAGAGAAUUUGGUCUGAUGAGAGUGACUCAAGAAGGCCUGGUGGUGCGUUGUAUUAAGCAUUUGAUUGUAAGUCUCGAUAAUGAAUCAGAACAGCGUGGUGGUAUGGCCUCUAUUGAUUCUGCCCUUCGUUGGGAUGAAAAGGCAGGCAACAUGAUUGUGUUGAUGCAGUAUGGUUGGCCUUAUUGGAAAGAUAGAACAAAUUUAUGGCAUAAAGUCAUGCACCGUAUUAAUGAAAAACGACUAUUUAAAAAUAGAGAAUUCUUAGAGUAUUUGUAUAUCUCUGAUGUGCUACAAGCCAUUCGCCAUCUUCACUUGAUGGGCACAGUGACAAUGGACAUCAUUCCGCCUGAAUUUGCCUUAAGAAACAGUUAUCGCCAUUUGGUCACUUCAGAACAUCCUUCUUCUGCACCUUCUUCACCACAACAAAAACCUCAAGAAGAAGAAGAACCAGAAGAUAAGACCAAGACACUUUCGUUAUACCAUCCUUCAUUUGCCAACAGCAUUUUACCAAGCACAAGUAUGUCACCUUCUUGGUAUUCUGCAUCCACACAAAAGAACUCGUUUGCCAAAUGGAUGUCACCUUCUUUUUAUUACAGUCGUCCUGCAACAUCUGUCAUUUUGCCCGGUCAACAACCAUCGACACAAGAAGCCACACCUUCUCCUCCUACAACAAAAGGCUCAUUUAUACCAAGAGACAUUGUCACCCGAUGCUUAGAAUACAGAAUCACAAAAUAUUCACCUAAAAUUACACCACAACGUAUGCGUCAUGUAUUGCAACGGUUUCUUAAAAACAUGGUAUUGAAAGCAAAUGAAGAAAGUUAGCAUCCAAUGUCAUAAAAAAAAGGGGGGGAGAACGCAUAACCUAUAUAAAAUAAAAUAAAGAUGGAAUUACCGAAAAUGUUACUUGAC